Molecule: messenger RNA, 2757 nt
Organism: Cylindrotheca closterium
Lineage: Eukaryota; Bacillariophyta; Bacillariophyceae; Bacillariales; Bacillariaceae
Source: the annotation of a GenBank genome assembly
AUGGCGAAGAAAAAGAAAAAAGGCCGCGCAUCCACCGGUGGGGGUAACGAUGUGAAGAAGAACAUCUUUCCCAAGGAGGAAGAAUCGGCCCCAUCUCCUGUCGUAGAUUUCCUAUCCUUACAACUGCACUCAUCGACUAGUUCACUCAAGAAGUCCAUGAAAUACUCUCCGACUCUUUUUCUCAAUCAAGUCGAUGCGGACUCAUUGGAUUUGAUAAAUGGGGAUGAAGUCUUCAUCCUGUCAGACGCAACUAGUAGUGAGGAUGUUUAUGCAUCCCUCGCCAAGGUUCAAAUCUACGAUAGUAGCGAGAAGCUGAAUUCGCCAGUAAAAUCGCCAGUGAGUUCCAAGAAGGGUCGACUAUCUCCCGGGAGCUGCCACAUUCAUCCCGUCACCUUGGCAAACGACGUCUUGGGUAUCCAAGCGUCAUCCAAGAGUAACGAGGCAGAUAUUCCCCCCACACCAAAGACACCCGUUCCAACAACUCCGGUGCCAGUACCCACUCCGUCGUCAUCGAAAUCCAAAUUCUCCUUUUCCAAAGGAGGUGGAGGAGACCAAUUGAUUUCAACGCCGUCGAAAGCGACUACUCCCACUCCCAACAACACCAACAAAACGGCACGAGCACCACCUCGAAACAUAUGGGCAGUGGUUCGUCAAUCCGAUUUGGGAGACUAUGUCGCGUCGCUGCUGUGCUGCAAAGCCUCUAUCAUCACUGUAGAAGAAGUUGACAAGGAUUCCAACAAAUUCGAGACCUGCAUGGAGAGACUAGUACAACAGCUCAUCUUGGCACAACUCUCUGGAUCCUACAUUUUAAAACGAGGCGUUCCGUUUCGGUUAUCGCUACGAGGACUGUCGGUCGAAUGCAAGGUUACAAAUGUAAAGGGAACGUCAGUUCCUUCGGUAGACAAUGUUUUGGAGGAUUUGUCCAAGCUGGCGAUCGAGGGCAGCACAACCGAUACAAAAGGAGAAAACGAGGUUGUCGAAUUUCUAAAAUCUCUUGAUGAAGAAGAAGUUGAUCUCCUGCGCUUGUAUUUGAUAUCUCACCAAACUACUGUGAAGCUUGGAUGUUCGGAGCAAAAGGAUGAAAGUAAAGAAUCCAAGGAACGCGAGCCGCUUGUUGCUGGACUUGACAAAACGGUAGAAGAGGUCAAAAAUAUACUCACAACGUCAUUAAUGCACCCAGAACUCUUCUCAGAUCUUCUCCGCCCGCCCAAAGGAGUGCUAUUGCAUGGAGCUAGUGGGACUGGAAAGUCAUCACUAGCUCUUCAAGUGGCCCAAAGCCUUGAGUCUCAUUUUCAUGUUGAACACAUUAGCUGUGCUUCAUUGCAAUCACAGACAGCUCUUGUUGGACAAGCAGAAAAGCAAUUGGUACAGAUGUUUGACAAUGCGCAACGACCAAGGGAUGGGAAGUCGGGAAGUUUGGUGGUUUUAGACGACGUUCACUUGAUUUGUCCAAGGCGAGAAGGAACCAACCUAGGAGCAGAUAGGCUAUCAGCAACUCUAUUGGCCUUACUUGAUGGGGUGAAAACCUACUCAUCGACAUAUCCAUCAAUGGUCUUGGCUACUACAUCUAACCCAUCCUUACUCGACCCAGCACUUAGAAGGUCUGGUCGUCUAGAUUCGGAAAUAGAAGUUCCACUGCCCGAUGAACCAGAAAUUCGAAGCAAGAUUCUUCAAUUUCACAUCCAGUCUAUUGGGGUAAAAGCACCCACACUUUCAGAAACGGAUUGGUUACAUCUGGGCCGAAUCGCAAAAGGGUUUACAGGAGCCGACUUGAUGCUAGCUGUAAAGGAAGCUCUCCGGAUAACAGUCCUCCGAGAUAUUGAGUCUGUGGAUCAAAACAAUCUUGAAGUUGUGAAGGUAGAUUUGGAACGGGGCGUCAGGGCUACAAAGCCAUCUGCUAUCAAGGCAGUCACGGUCGAGAUCCCGCAGGUCUUCUGGUCAUCGAUUGGAGGCAUGGACAAGGUGAAACAAGAGCUAAAAGAGGCAAUCGAACUUCCAAUGACACAUGGCCAUCUCUUUAAGAAGCUUGGAAUAAAUCCCCCGCGAGGUGUGUUGCUCUAUGGUCCUCCGGGUUGUUCGAAAACGCUAAUGGCAAGGGCACUUGCCACCGAAGGAAAUAUGAACUUUCUUGCGGUUAAGGGUCCGGAGCUCUUGAGCAAAUGGUUAGGUGAAAGUGAGCGUGCCUUGGCUGCCCUAUUUCGAAGAGCUCGACUGGCAAGUCCUUCCGUGAUAUUCUUUGAUGAAGUGGACGCGAUUGCAACGAAGAGAGACGGAGGCUCCUCCGGAGGUGAGCGUUUGUUGUCCCAGCUACUCACAGAGUUGGAUGGGAUCCAUAGUAAGCAGGAUGAUAGCCAGAAGCGUCGAGUUGUUAUUGUCUGUGCGACAAAUCGGCCAGAUCUUCUGGAUGAUGCCCUAAUGAGACCUGGGCGAAUGGACCGAUUAAUAUAUGUUGGACUACCAGAUGAAGCAAGUCGUUCUAGAAUUCUUCACAUCAGUUUGAAGGGGAAAUCAUGCGAUGAUGACAUUGAUAUUGAACAAUUAGCCGACAGCAAGAUUAGUGGUGGGUUAUCCGGCGCAGAGAUUGUAGCCGCCUGUCGCAAUGCUGCCUUGAUUGCACUAGAGGAAAACGAGAAACAGGGUGACCUUAGUCUGAAACCAAAAAUCACAAUGCGUCAUCUCGUUGAGACACUGGAAUCAAUGGACCGUCAAAUUUCACCAGAAAUGCUAGAAUUCUAUCAGUCCUUUCAAGGAAAAUAA